Oncorhynchus nerka (sockeye salmon) is the source of this 3513-nucleotide messenger RNA. RefSeq names its product activin A receptor like type 1 (gene acvrl1). Bases 703 to 2235 code for a protein of 510 amino acids. The record is from RefSeq and is a predicted model, not a curated record. Gene Ontology annotation, molecular function: transmembrane receptor protein serine/threonine kinase activity; ATP binding. Gene Ontology annotation, biological process: angiogenesis; protein phosphorylation; heart development. NCBI's taxonomy places the organism in Eukaryota, Metazoa, Chordata, Actinopteri, Salmoniformes, Salmonidae. Gene Ontology annotation, cellular component: plasma membrane; BMP receptor complex. The transcript has 11 exons.
AAUGAGGGGUGGGACACAAUUUUAUUUAAAAUCUCUUUAGGCCUAAUCUUGCGCUUUAAUCAGGAACAGAGCAAAGUUAGGUUGAAAGUUCCUAGGCGGGCUACGUAGGCUACUUUAUCGAGAUGGAGCCAUGGGCUGUUUGUGAAUUUAUUUCAAAGCGGAAGGCUGACGUCUAGCCUAUGUUCCAGCUCGGCUUCGUGUUUUCGGUUUAUCAGUCAAAGAUUUUAGACCGAGAUUUCGCGUCACAGCGCCGCGCUUGAGACGAGACAAAUCUGGUAAACUUGGACGGACCAUAUAUCUUAGACCGAAAGGACGGGCGUUCAUUUUCCCAGUCAGGUAUCUUGGAUAUUCAGUUUAGAGUCGUUUCAUUGUAGCAGAACUGAAAUGAUUUGACAUAAAGUUGGGAGGAGCGCCAUAUAAAAAUACUGACUUUGAUUCGCAUCGAAACAGGAAAGGAUGUGGAGAGAUUCUACGAUUCAACAUCUGGGACUGAGAACUUUCACCGAACUCAAAGGUUGACAUAUGAAUGGAAGAAGUAUCUAAUACAUUCAUUUUGGUUGUCUUUUAACACUUUAAAGUAGUUUAAAAGACACAUUUUGUUUGUAAUAUGGGACCAACGUGGCGCAUGUCUGUGGUGAUACAUCAUUUGGCUUCUUCGUGAAAAGCAAGAAGCUGCGCUUAAAAGGACAAAUAAAACGGAGAAUGGGGGGUGCUGCCAUGGUCACAGUGCUGCUGGCUGGGAUGUGCCUGUGGACCUCCACAGCUCAUGCAGAUCAGUCAUCUGUGGGAUCGCCGUCCGGGGGCCCUGACGGCGUCACCGACCUGCUGUGUACAUGUGAGAACAAGAAGGGGACGUGUAGGAACGGCACCUGUAGAGGUGCCUACUGCUUCUACACCAAGGUGCAUGGCAGAGAGGAGAAGGGCUGCUUCCACAAGGACCACUACAAGGAGCAGUGUUACACCAGCUUCCAGGGACUGUACGUCCACUGCUGCACCAAGAACCUCUGUAACGUCAACAGCACCGCUCCCCCAGACCCAGUUGAGCCUACGAGGGAGGAGGACAGCGUGAUUCUGCUGGUGGCAGUCCCUCUGCUGGUGUUGCUGAUCCUGUCCGUGGCUGUGUGUGGCCUGGUGCUGUGGCUACGCUCCAGACGACAGCACCACAGGCUGGGCUACAGAGAGGACCGUGACGUCUCCAUGCUCAAGGUGCCCAGUGGGACAGACCCUACCUACGGGGAAAUCUUCGAUGAGUUCUGUACCUCAGGCAGUGGGACUGGCCUGCCGUACCUGGUGCAGAGGACCAUGGCUCGGCAGAUCUCUCUGGUCGAGUGUGUCGGUAAGGGCCGGUAUGGGGAGGUGUGGAGGGGCACCUGGAUGGGAGAGAGUGUUGCCGUGAAGAUCUUCUCCUCCAGAGAUGAGCAGUCCUGGUUCCGAGAGACCGAGAUCUACAACACUGUGCAGCUCAGACACGACAACAUCCUGGGCUUCAUAGCAUCUGACAUGACUUCUAAGAACUCCAGCACCCAGCUGUGGCUGAUCACCCACUUCCAUGAGCUGGGUAGUCUCUACGACUUCCUCCAGUACAGCAGCCUGGACCCCGAGGGCUGCCUAAGGAUGUGCCUGUCUGUAGCCUGCGGCCUGGUCCACUUCCACACUGAGAUACUCAGCUGCCAGGGCAAGCCUGCCAUCGCCCACCGAGACCUGAAGAGCCGGAACAUCCUGGUCAAGAGGAACGGACAGUGCUGCAUCGCCGACCUGGGCCUGGCUGUGAUGCAUUCUCAGACCAGCGAUUACCUGGACGUGGGGAACAACCCCAGGGUGGGUACCAAACGCUACAUGGCCCCAGAGGUUCUGGAUGAGACCAUCCGCAUGGACAUCUUUGAGUCGUACAAGCAGACAGACAUCUGGUCCCUGGGCCUGGUUCUCUGGGAGAUCUCUAGACGGACCAUGGUCAACGGGAUAGUGGAGGAGUACCGGCCGCCCUUCUUUGACAUGGUGCCCUCUGACCCCAGCUUUGAGGAGAUGAAGAAGGUGGUGUGUGUAGACCAGCAGAGACCCAGUCUGCACAACAGGCUGCACUCACACCCGAUCCUGGCUUCCAUUGCCAAGGUAAUGAAGGAGUGUUGGUUCCAGAGCCCCCCAGCCCGACUCACAGCUCUCCGUGUCAGAAAGACUCUCUCCAAGCUGGACCAGGACCAUGGCUACCCCACAGAGAAACUCAAAAUGGACCUGUAGGCCUCGACACCGGACUGCAAGCAGGACGUCUAGACCUCAACAUAAGACUACGACCAGCACACCAAAAGUAGGGCUUAUAGUCUUAUAUAGAGACGAUCUAUAUCCUCUCCUACUACUUAAGACUCUGUGUCCCAUAUAUCUAGUGCUUCUUCCUAAAAGGCUGUCACCUGGAUCAUGUAAUCUGGAAUGCAAUCGAAAAAUGUCAUGUAUUUGCUUUGGCCUAUUUAUCUGCUGAGAUCUGGAAUGGGAAGCAUAGCAACCGACACAUUUGGACUUGGAUCAUUCUAUGGACAGAACCAUUUGCCGGUAACUGCCUGAUUACUCCUGUUGAAAGAGUUCACCGAGUUCCGGUCUUCCAUAGAGCAUGGACACUGUCUUCCAUAGAGCAUGGACACUGUCUUCCAUAGAGCAUGGACACUGUCUUCCAUAGAGCGUGGACACUGUCUUCCAUGGAGCAUGGACACUGUCUUCCAUAGAGCAUGGACACUGUCUUCCAUAGAGCAUGGACACUGUCUUCCAUGGAGCAUGGACACUGUCUUCCAUAGAGCAUGGACACUGUCUUCCAUAGAGCAUGGACACUGUCUUCCAUAGAGCAUGGACACUGUCUUCCAUAGAGCAUGGACACUGUCUUCCAUAGAGCAUGGACACUGUCUUCCAUAGAGCAUGGACACUGUCUUCCAUAGAGCAUGGACACUGUCUUCCAUAGAGCGUGGACACUGUCUUCCAUGGAGCAUGGACAUUGUCCUCUCCUAGGGGCCCACCGGAUUGAGAGAUCUUCAGAGUUUGGUGGAUGUGAUGUCCUUGUGGGAAUGGGUGUCUCACCGUUGGAUCAGUGAGGCCUUGUGGACAUAGCGUGAUCAUUUCAAGCGGCCGUUUAAUGCCUCGCUGGUUUGUUCAUUGUUUUGAUGCACUAUACAGGAUCUAUACGUAUUGAUUUAUUUAGCAUUUCCUGAACACCUUUUCAGCUGACCAUAUACAGUACCCUUGUAAUGCUCCCAUUACUACAAUGUGUUACUCAUGAUGAUAUUGUAAGCACAAAGCUAAUAAAUCAGUUCUAUCUACUCUUAACAAUAGGAUGUUUCUUUCACCCGAUUUACUGUUAAAAGCUGUUUUAAAGUGAAAGUACUUCUAUAUUUUACGAUAUUCAUUAUAUACAUGCGUUUGUUUUUAAUCUGAAAUUAUAUCUGCAAAUACUUUCAGCACAGAAUUACCAUCAUUACCAUCACUACCGUUCAACAAUAUUGAAAAAGGGAAAUAAAUAAAAACCAUCACGUUGUU